Molecule: messenger RNA, 2005 nt
Organism: Trifolium pratense (red clover)
Lineage: Eukaryota; Viridiplantae; Streptophyta; Magnoliopsida; Fabales; Fabaceae
Product: probable pectinesterase/pectinesterase inhibitor 12
Exons: 2
Coding region: 12-1706 (564 amino acids)
Biological process (GO): cell wall modification
Molecular function (GO): pectinesterase inhibitor activity; pectinesterase activity
Source: RefSeq, a predicted model, not a curated record
UUUAGAUUCUAAUGAAUGUCACUAUCCAAACCCAAACAACAUUAUUUAAACAAGUCAGAUUCUCAACUUCUUCUAUCUUACUUUUUCAUAAACAUUUCAUGGCUUCCUCAUCUCACAAACUCUUCCUACUUCUUUUUACAAUCAUUUUCUCACUUACUUUACCUCUCCACACAAACUCUUCCACAACCACAACCACAACAUUAAAUCUCAAACUUUCUUCCUUAAAAUGUUUCUGCAAAACAACACCAUACCCAAAACUUUGUUUCAAUUCACUAAAACUCUCCAUAUCAAUAAACAUUAGUCCAAACAUCUUAACCUACCUCCUUCAAACACUUCAACUAGCAAUAUCUGAAACCACGAAGCUCACUAAUCUUUUCCACGAUGUAGGAAACACGAACAUCGUAGAGAAACAACGAGGAUCAAUUCAAGAUUGCAAGGAGCUUCAUCAAUCAACCUUAACUUCAUUGCAAAGAUCGUUAUCCGGAAUUCGUUCCUCGAACAAAAGAAAAUUAGCCGAUGCCAGAAUCUAUCUUAGUGCAGCCGUUACCAACAAAAACACAUGUUUAGAAGGACUUGAUUUUACUUCUGGUAACCUUAAACAAGUUCUUGUGGAUUCUGUCAUUAACACUUACAAACAUGUAAGUAAUUCACUUUCUAUGCUUUCUAAUCAUGGAACUGAGACUUCAAAUCAAAAGGGUCACAAGAAAAAACUGGUUUCUUCAAAAUGGUUGUCAAAACGCUUAGAUUUGGAUGAAUAUGAUCCAAACGAACUGCUUGUUGUGGCUACAGAUGGAACUGGGAACUUUAGCACAAUCACUGAUGCUAUAAACUUUGCUCCAAAUAAUAGCAUGAUUAGAACAGUGAUUUAUGUUAAAGAAGGGAUUUAUGAUGAAAAUGUUGAAAUACCAAGUUAUAAAACUAACAUUGUAAUGCUUGGUGAUGGAAGUGAUUCUACUGUCAUCACUGGUAACAGAAGUGUUGCUGAUGGAUGGACCACUUUCAGAUCUGCAACAUUAGCUGUAUCUGGUGAUGGUUUUCUUGCAAGAGACAUAGCAUUUGAGAACAGAGCUGGGCCAGAGAAGCAUCAAGCAGUUGCAUUAAGAGUAAAUGCAGACUUAACAGCAUUUUACAAAUGUGCAAUUUAUGGUUACCAAGACACACUUUAUGUUCACUCAUUUAGACAAUUUUACAGAGAAUGCGACAUUUACGGUACCAUAGAUUUCAUAUUUGGUAACGCGGCAGUAGUUUUACAAGAAUGUGACAUUGUAUCAAGAAUGCCAUUACCUGGUCAAUUCACAGUUAUAACCGCACAAUCGCGAGAUAACCCUGAUGAAUAUACAGGAAUCUCAAUCCAAAACUGUUCAAUUAUAGCUACUGAUGAACUUUAUUCAAACUCUAGUAAAUUCAAGAGUUACCUUGGAAGGCCAUGGAGGGUAUUUUCAAGAACUGUUUUCAUUGAAUCUUAUAUCGAUGAUUUUAUUGAUCAAAAGGGUUGGACAAAAUGGUCUAAUGAUCAAGGUUUGGAUACUUUGUUUUAUGGUGAGUACCAAAAUUAUGGACCUGGUUCGAAGAUUGAUAAUCGUGUUGAAUGGCUUGGUUACCAUUUAAUGGAUUAUAAUGAUGCAUAUAAUUUUACAGUUUCAGAGUUUAUUACCGGUGAUGAAUGGCUUGAGUCUACUUCAGUUCCUUAUGAUGACGGGAUUUGAGAUAGAAGAGAAACUGUAGUUUUGGUUUGUUACAUUUCUUACUAAGGUUAUUUGAGAUCCUAAUGUAGUUGGCUGAUUAACAAUGUAAAAGAAAAAUGUUUAUGGCCGAUUAUAUAUAUAAAGACAUGUGAAAAAAUUCUUGUUAAUCACUUGUACCAUUCAAUGUAUGUGAACUCAAUUAGUCUAGUGGUGAGGGGUUUGGGUUGUAUGCUAGAGGUCCUGGGUUCGAUCCCCAACUCAUUGUAAACAAAAAAAAAAAUAUUACGGGUGAGUACACCUAGUCUGUUUUUGUGAUUCAA